AUGAGAGGGAAGAGGAAAUCUAUGAUUAGACCGAUGGCGCACUCAUCACCUUCUCGGAAUACGCAGAGCUCAACAAGCACACACGCAGAAAAUCGUGCUUCUCAGAGAGAUGUUAGGACACUACCACCAUGGAUAGACUCCUACGAGGAGGGUGAAGAGAUUCUCAACUCCAAGCCCACAGACCGACUCCUAGCCCCUUCUCGGGUCCAUCCGCCGCAGCACCAAUUUGUUCCUUCAAACCUACCUCGGAGGAUGUCACAGGAUGGAUUUGUUGAUACUUAUGACGAUGUCUCUCAGGGAGGGCUAGAAAAGAAGCCAGAAACGGGAUUCUUUGGUGGCCAUAAAGAACCAGUGAAAGGUCGAAAAUGGGAUCACGCAAGGGACGGCGACCCAGUAAUUAUGCAAUCUCUCUCAACUUCCUCUCCUUGGCGGAUGUACAUCAAGUCCUCAAUGUACGGGCCUGCACAGGAGGAGGAUGGGAAGGUGGUAGACGCAAAUUUCCUGCAACAGCAGACUCCUGGGUAUCAAAAGCCAUGGAGGGGUGAUUUGGAGGGGAAUGGUGAUCCCGAGAAAGGUUUUCUCCACAACAAAAAGAAGCAAAAAUCAAUGAUGCGGAAGGUCCAGGGACAGCACAACCUCCUCAUGCAUCCACUCGUACCAUUGGUAUUUCGAGUCACUGUCCUCAUAACUUCAGUAGCAGCUCUCGGUCUUUCCGCGUCCGUGCACCACCUUUCUAAUAAAUACUUCUACUCGCAAAACCCCUCCACGACUAUGGCUAUCGUGGUAGACAUUGUUGCCAUCCCAUAUAUUCUCUACAUAACGUGGGAUGAAUAUACCGGCAAGCCUCUCGGUCUCCGGUCUCCGAAGGCAAAGAUUCGCCUCGUAUUGCUGGAUCUUUUCUUUAUAAUAUUCGAGUCCGCUAAUUUAGCACUGGCGUUUGCGGCUCUCACGGAUGAUAAUGGCAGCUGCAAGGAGGGUUCCAAUGGGACAAAUAAUGUUAUUUGUGGAAGAGUGGGGGGUUUGUGUGGAAUUUUGAUGGUGGCACUGGUAGCCUGGAGCUUGACAUUUACCGUGAGCAUAUUCAGGCUUGUUGAGCGCGUGGGUGGCAGAGAAGAAAGUGACUAA
Messenger RNA from Hyaloscypha bicolor E, 1125 nucleotides. RefSeq lists its product as uncharacterized. Gene Ontology annotation, biological process: positive regulation of catalytic activity. The record is from RefSeq and is a predicted model, not a curated record. The transcript has 4 exons. Gene Ontology annotation, cellular component: cell periphery; fungal-type vacuole. Bases 1 to 1125 code for a protein of 374 amino acids. Lineage: Eukaryota; Fungi; Ascomycota; Leotiomycetes; Helotiales; Hyaloscyphaceae.